AUCCCCCUUCACCCGACCCCCCCCCCCCCACACACACACGUCCCUUUCUCUCUCCCCCUCUCACUUUCUCCCUCACUUGCUCCUCAUCUCUAUGUUGACUUUUAUUCAUUGCUGUGCAUGGGCAAGGAGGGCCAACAUGGGCUGUUUGGGUCUAUUUGCCCUUCUAACGCUUCAGUGUUUCCAGUGGACAACUGCCCCCGCUGCCGAGGAGGUUUCCUGGACCUACUAUGGCUUGGUGGGACAGUCGGAGUGGUCGCAGUACUUCCCCGACUGCGCCGGCACCUCUCAGUCCCCCGUUGAUGUGAUUACCACUCAGACUAAAUACGACCCAAAUUUGACCCCCCUGACCCCGCUGGGCUACAGCCAGCACGGCAACAAGCCCUUCACCAUGUACAACAGUGGACACACAGUGGUCAUUGAGCUGCCUGAAUGGAUGGGAAUAGGGGGGCUGCCCUGGCUCUUCACGGCCGUGCAAAUGCACCUGCACUGGGGCAGCGGCGGCCCGAGUCACGGGGGCAGUGAACACACCAUCAACGGACUGAGUGCAGAUGCAGAGCUACAUGUGGUGCACUACAACUCUGAGCUCUACCCCAACGUGUCCACGGCAAUGACGCAGAGUGACGGCUUGGCUGUUUUAGGAAUUCUCAUUGUGACGGGCGAGGAGACCAACGCAGCAUUUAACAACAUCCUCAACUACCUGAGCCGCAUCAGACACGCUGAUCAGAAGGUGUUCAUUCCGGCCUUUGACGUCCAGACACUGCUGCCGACGGACCUGGGACGCUACUACCGGUACAACGGCUCCCUGACAACGCCGCCCUGCUACCAGAGUGUGACGUGGACCGUGUUCAACGAGAGGGUUCAAAUCUCAAAGGCACAGCUGCUGAAGCUGGAGACAAUACUUUACUCCAGUAAAGCUAAAGAUGCAGACAGGAUGCUGCUGCAGGACAACUACCGCGCGACGCAGCCGAUCAACCACAGGGUCGCCUUCGCCUCCUUCUCUGCAGAAUCAGGGAAGGAACUCUCCUCCGGUGAAGUCACAGCCAUAGUGAUAGGGGUGAUGUGCGGCUGCGUCGGUCUGGCGGUCAUCGUUCGCUUCAUCGUGAAGACGAUACGGUUUUUUACACUCCUGCGCCGUGAAUCAGUCGUGGUAAACAGCUCUACCUCUAGCUGGGACGUCCUACCCAGUAACCGGCCUGCUCCCCUGUCAAGGACGAAGGAGCCAGAGAAAGAGAGGAAAGAGAAAACACAAGACGUGGCCCUGAAGCCGACGCCUGAGGCCGAAAAGAGAGAAGAGCCUUCGCCGUCUCCUCAGACUGAGCUCUAGCUGAAGCAACGCACCAGCCGGAGCAGGACGGCUGGGCAAUGGCUUCUCUCACAGCUUUUCUCCCACUCGCCCUCUGUCUCCUAAUCAGUCAUCAAACAUCUGCUAAGAAUGACGCUCCCUGCCAGCUCUCCAAGUGGAACAACGGCUUCGACACGUUUCUCAGACGCCACUUGGGCUCUGGUACCCCAUCUUCUCUGGACCACAACCAGUGGGAGGUUUACAUCAAGAACAACGGGGGGUGUGGCAGACCCACACAGUCGUUCCUGCCCGAAAGCAGCGAGGCCAGAGUGAAGGCCGUGUGCACCAACCAAGGGGGGGUGGUGUACAAGGACAACCUGUGCAUCAGCCGGCAGCCCUUCACCUUCGUCACGGUGAGGAGCGAGCAGGGGACGUGCAGCAUCAAGAGCGUCAUCAGGGAAACCAAACAUCUGAUCUUGGCCUGUGAGGAGUUGGGCAACCAGUGCCUGCCGGUCCAUUUUGAGGGAAACCCUACGAGUGCAGCGCCGGACAACAACGCCAGAGGCUGCCAGGAGACGCGCAGCAGUGACGACGCUCCCAGCUUUAAAAUGACGUGGAUCUGGUUGUUAUUGGCGGUUCUUGUUAUUGUUUAUGGCUACCAACGUUGAUUUGAGAAACGACAGAGGGCAUUGAGACCUCUCAAGAAAAAUCUUAAUUUGAAAAGUGUUUGUUUUAGAAAUCAUUUUUAAUGUUGGAUCAGCAACAGGUCAACCAUAUGUAUUGAAAGGGAAAAGUAUUACAUUUCAGGCUGCAUCACGGGGAGAUAAUGAGAAGGCACGAAAUGCAUUUCACUUUAUUUAAUAUGACAAUGUCUAAGAAUGGCACAGUUGUGUAUUUGACAUUGAAAGGCAUCAAUUUAAUUUCUGUAUGAAAUGCAUCUGAUUAAAUGUUAAACAUUAAUGGAAUGAUUUAAAUAAACAAGAUAUUUCCACAAGAA
This is a messenger RNA of Gasterosteus aculeatus aculeatus (three-spined stickleback), 2279 nucleotides long. It is a transcript of the gene ca14, whose product is annotated as carbonic anhydrase XIV. The record is from RefSeq and is a predicted model, not a curated record. NCBI's taxonomy places the organism in Eukaryota, Metazoa, Chordata, Actinopteri, Perciformes, Gasterosteidae. Gene Ontology annotation, cellular component: plasma membrane. Gene Ontology annotation, molecular function: carbonate dehydratase activity; zinc ion binding.